Indicator indicator is the source of this 2061-nucleotide messenger RNA. RefSeq names its product methyltransferase 13, eEF1A lysine and N-terminal methyltransferase (gene METTL13). The record is from RefSeq and is a predicted model, not a curated record. The transcript is spliced from 8 exons. NCBI's taxonomy places the organism in Eukaryota, Metazoa, Chordata, Aves, Piciformes, Indicatoridae. The coding region runs from base 1 to 2061 and encodes 686 amino acids.
AUGGAGCUGCUGCCCCGCAGCCCCGGCGAGUUCGGAUCGGCCCGGUACUGGGAUCGGUUCUUUCGGCAGCGCGGCCAGCGCCCCUUCGAGUGGUACGGGGCUUUUCCGGAGCUCUGCCCCGUCCUGCACAAGUACAUUAGGCCCCGCGACAAGGUUCUGGUGGUGGGCUGUGGGAACUCGGAGCUGAGUGAACAGAUGUAUGACACGGGGACGUGUGAGGAUAUUGUGAACAUCGACAUCAGCGACGCAGUGAUCCGUCAGAUGCAAGAGCGGAGCGGGAGCAAGAGACCCAAGAUGAGCUACCUGGUGAUGGACAUGUUCCAGAUGGACUUCCCUGAUGCCGAGUUCCAGGUGGUGCUGGACAAAGGCACACUGGAUGCCAUCCUCACUGAUGAAGAGGAGGCUACUCUAGUCAAGGCGGACAAGAUGUUUGCUGAGAUCAGCCGGGUCCUGCAGGUGGGAGGGCGCUACCUCUGUGUCUCAUUGGCUCAAGCCCACGUGCUGAAGAAAGCAGUGGAAUACUUCUCCCAAGAAGGCUGGGUCGUGCGUGUCCAUCAGGUAGCCAGCAGUGGGGACAAACAGCAGUUUGUCCUGCCCAUCUUUAUCUAUGUCAUGACAAAGUUCAGGAAAAUCCCGGGCUCGGCACCACAGAUCCUGGAGAUCUGCCCAGAGGAGCAGCAGAAGCCGAUGCGGGUGGAGAACACGGAGCAGCUGGUGGCAGCAGUGAGGGACAGGCAGCAUUAUGCCCUGCUCUGCAGCCAGCUGAGCAGAACACCCUGUGGGGAGCAGGUUCCCCUGGACCUGUGUGACAGAGAGAGUGGCAGGCCUCGCUACACGCUGCAUGUUGUUGACAGUCCCUCGGUGAAACCUUCCCGCAACAAUCACUUCGCCAUCUUCAUCAUCCCACAGGGCAGAGAAACUGAGUGGCUCUUUGGGAUGGAGGAAGGGCGGAAGCAGCUGGCCAUCAGUGCAGGCUUCAGGCGCUUGGUCACUGUGGCCCUGCACAGGGAGCAGCACUACGAGGACAUGGCUGGCAUCCAGGCGGAGCUGUCAGCGAAGGUGAUGGAGCUGGCCCCGCCAGGCCUCCCUACCCGGCAGCAGGUGCCCUUCCUGUCCAUGGGAGGGGACAUUGGGGUGCGGGCAGUACGGCACCGUGGCAGCAGCCCCCUGAGCGGGGAGUACAUUGUGGAGGACGUGAGAGGGGAUGGCAGCUGCCACUUCCGGCGCCUCAUCUUCCUCCACAGCAGGAACGUGGUGCAGUCAGAGGCUCGGCUGUUGCCCUCCCUGCCUCUCCAAGGCCAGAAGAAGCGGAGGAAGGACAAGAAGAAAGCCAACCCUGCUGAGCCACCUGCAGCCAUUGACAAGAGCUACCUGUGCUGUGAGCACCACAAGGCCAUGGUUGCUGGGCUCUGCCUGCUGGGGGGCCCCGACCCCCUCCCAGGAACCCCUCUGGCAGUGCUGGUGGUAGGGCUCGGUGGGGGCAGCCUGCCUCUCUUCAUCCACGACUACUUCUCACAGGCCCACGUGGCUGUGGUGGAGAUCGACCCUUCCAUGCUGGAGGUGGCUGUAGGCUGGUUUGGCUUCUCCCAGGGCGACCGGCUGCAGGUGCAUGUCUCGGAUGGCCUUGACUACGUGGCCAAGCUGGCAGCUGAAGCCCCAGCCCAGUAUGAUGCCAUCAUGUUUGAUGUGGACAGCAAAGACCUCACGGUGGGGAUGAGCUGCCCGCCUCCAGCCUUUGUGGAGAAGGCCUUCCUGCAGAAAGUUAAAACCAUUCUCAAGCCAGAAGGAGUCUUUGUGCUCAACCUGGUGUGCCGUGAUGCCCAGCUGAAGGAGUCUGUCCUGGCCACCCUCAGGGAGGUCUUCCCACUGCUCUAUGCACGCCGCAUCACAGGAGAGGUCAACGAGAUCCUGUUCUGCCAGCCCAGCCCCGAGGCCCGUUGGGACGCUGCAGAGCUGGGGGCUCGUGCCCAGGCACUUGAGGGGGCCCUGCGGCAGCCUGGGCGCCCCUGGGACAGCUCCUAUGUGCUGGCAGACAUGCUGCAGGCCAUCCAGAUCCUCUGA